AGGAGCUUCGCCAAGCACACGCAGGGCUACGGCCGAGUGAAUGUGGUGGAGGCGCUUCAGGAAUUCUGGCAGAUGAAACAGUCCCGUGGGGCUGACUUGAAAAAUGGGGCUCUAGUGGUUUAUGAGAUGGUUCCCUCCAACAGCCCUCCCUAUGUCUGCUAUGUCACCCUACCUGGGGGAAGUUGCUUUGGGAGUUUCCAGUUUUGCCCCACAAAAGCGGAGGCCAGGAGGAGUGCUGCAAAGAUUGCAUUAAUGAACUCUGUGUUUAAUGAACAUCCUUCCCGAAGAAUCACUGAUGAGUUCAUUGAGAAGAGUGUCUCUGAGGCCCUGGCAUCUUUCAAUGGCAACAGGGAGGAAGCUGACAACCCAAAUACAGGCAUUGGUGCCUUCCGAUUUAUGUUAGAAUCCAACAAGGGCAAGUCAAUGUUGGAGUUCCAGGAGCUAAUGACAGUGUUUCAGCUGUUGCACUGGAAUGGCAGCCUGAAGGCCAUGAGGGAAAGACAGUGCUCUCGGCAGGAGGUGUUGGCUCAUUAUUCCCACCGAGCCCUAGAUGACGAUAUUCGCCACCAAAUGGCCUUGGACUGGGUGAGCCGGGAGCAGAGUGUGCCAGGGGCACUUUCUAGAGAGCUGGCCUCCACUGAACGGGAAUUGGAUGAAGCCCGGCUGGCAGGCAAGGAGCUGCGCUUCCACAAGGAGAAGAAAGAUAUUCUCAUGCUGGCUGCUGGGCAGUUGGGCAAUAUGCAUUCUUCCAACUGCUAGGCAUCUACCUUCAUACUCCCUCUCCUUUCCUGGACCUUUUUUGUAUGUCUCCUCUCUAAGACUUAGGAUGAUUUCUGUACAUACUUACUCAAUUUUAUACUUUAAAAUAUAGAUAUAUAUAUAUAUAUAUGUAUAAACCACACCUGGAUUCCCAUUUGCUAGGAGAUCUCUUUUCUAACUUCCAGGUUUGGGGACCUCUCCAUUCACUUUAUGAGAAAGAGCAGGCUGUCUUUGGAGCUUGUACACUUCCAGAUUAAUUCUGUAUAGUCAUUUCAAUAACACAGUAUGAUCAAGUGUUCACGUCUCCCUUUAAAAUAACGGGUAUACCUAUGUACCCCACCCUCACCCUCAUUCUUGCUUUUUUUUUUUUUUUUUGGUCUCAAACAGGGUAUGAGUAAGAAAUCUUUGGCUUUGGUUUAUCUUGAGCUGGAUCUGCUUGGUAUCCUCCCUGUCCCCACCACUACCUUACUCCUUUGUCUCUACUAACCCUUUGUUUUGAGGGUUCCCUACCCUAUUAUUCAGAAAGGAGUGAAAAUCUGGUUUAUUUUUUUAAAAUCAUUCCUGAGAAAUUGCCCAUCAAUACAAGAGGAAUUAUAAACACAAUUCAUGGGGUUACUUCCUAAUUUGCUUGGAAGCAAUCUCUAUGAUUUUGGAAGUCCAGAUUUCUAGAAAUACUCUAUAGUAAGAUGGGGGUAGGGGGUUAGGCUGGUUAUCAUUCAGUAUUCCCUUUUCACUUCUCCCCUGCUCGCCUAGUUUAGUUAAACCUUAAACCUUCUACCUGCAGAGACUGGUAGAAAGUAAACUUCUAUCCUGACCACCAUCCACAUUAUUUUGCUCUUUAAAAGUAAUAUCUGUUCCAUUUGUUAAGUGAGGGCCAGAUUUCUCUCCCUACCACCAAAUUGGUACUGUUUACUGCCUUAGAUGUACGUAGCUUAGAUUCUUAUUUCUUUCUUUUCCUUUUCCUCCACACUGAUUAUUAGAACACGAGUUGAUUAGGAAAAUAAGAUAAACCUUUGGCAUUUUGGUACUUCCUAAUUGAAAACUUAGGAGUCUGCAAGAGGGGAAAGAGAAUCAAUGAUCAGCUAUUUGUGUUUUAAUAUGGUUCUUCUCUCCAGCUCUUUCUUGGGUAAAGUAAGAAGUGAUCUAGAGUACAGAAAGAGCAUUCUCCUUUUGGAAAACUAUAUGUGCUAAGAUAGAUUUCCCCCUUUGCUUCUGUGAUCUCCUUUAUAUAUUAUUGUUCAGUGCACUUUCCAAACUGAGUUUGGGAAGUUUAAUGCUUCUGCAUUUGGACUUUUUAUUUAUACAGAAUUUUCUUUUAAAAGUAGAUUAGGAAACAGACCACUUUGCUCUUUGGAUUAGAUAACAAGAUGAAAGGCAGAUUUCUUGCUUUUGGAAUCAUCUUGGUGACCAGUACAUAUGGAAUCAGAGAUAAAGAAUCCAGCUACAAUUUUAUUAGUGCUUGAAAGUGGCUUCCUUGAUUCUCUAAGCCCCAUCUUUAUAUUCCAUGAAACACAUGUAAUAUUGGAGUAGAGCUCCUACAUUAAAUAAUAGGUAUAUCUGGUUUUAUUUAUAUUUAUAAUCCCCCCCCCAAUCAUAAACCCUCCAGUUUCUCCUGUGCUCCUUUCUCUGGGAAGAAGUGUUAAGGGUGUGAGUUUUGGGAAGAAUUGUCCUUGUACUUCCUAGAUUUAUUCUUUUUAUCAAAUACCCCCAAAUCCCAAAGAAUUUGAGAAAAAUUGUUCCCUUAUCUGUCCAUUUUUGUUGUCAAAGAUUUUAGUUAUCUUCUAAUGCUUUCUAUGUAUUUUAUAUGUAUAAUUUUAUAUAAUUAAAAUAGAUUUUUGUCUAGUGAGCCAGAAUGACUCUUUCUUGAGACCUAUGUAUCAGAGAAGCCUAAAAUGGCUCCAUUCAUUUACACAUUACAGAAGAAUUCUGAGUAUUUUGGGAGUGGUAAAAAUAAAAUUGCACUGCAGGGGAAAGGCAUUCUGCCUCCCCUUCUCUAGACAUUUAA
Molecule: messenger RNA, 2764 nt
Organism: Ictidomys tridecemlineatus (thirteen-lined ground squirrel)
Lineage: Eukaryota; Metazoa; Chordata; Mammalia; Rodentia; Sciuridae
Gene: Lix1l
Product: limb and CNS expressed 1 like
Biological process (GO): autophagosome maturation
Cellular component (GO): cytoplasm
Source: RefSeq, a predicted model, not a curated record